AUGCCUGCCCUCAGAUUGAUCGACCGAUCCCUGGCAGCCAGCCUGCACUCUCUCGCGAAGCGAAGCAACUGGGCUAGCCGCGAGCCAGGCGUGAUUCUGGUGUUCUGUAUCGUCUUCCUCGUCGCGGUCGGGCUCCUCUCGUUGGUCCUCUACCGAAGGUGGAUGAAGCGGAAAGCAGAGAAGGAAUCUUUCGAGACGACAACUUAG
Messenger RNA from Penicillium canariense, 207 nucleotides. RefSeq lists its product as uncharacterized. The transcript has a single exon. The coding region runs from base 1 to 207 and encodes 68 amino acids. Lineage: Eukaryota; Fungi; Ascomycota; Eurotiomycetes; Eurotiales; Aspergillaceae. Gene Ontology annotation, molecular function: enzyme regulator activity. The record is from RefSeq and is a predicted model, not a curated record. Gene Ontology annotation, biological process: regulation of catalytic activity.